AGGUGAUGUCAUGGAGGCAGCGUUGGUCCUGUUGCUGAUGCUGUUGCCCGGCGCCUGUAUCCGUGCAGCCAGACGAGGGGUAACCGUAGUCACUGGUCCAUCAGCAUCAGCAGCAUCAGCAGCAGCAGCAGCAGAGCAGAAGGGGACAGAGGGGGACUGAGAAGGAUCUUCAGCAUCCCUGGAGAGUUACAUACGCAGUGAGAAGAUGACUCUGGCAGCCUACAAAGAGAAGGUCAAAGAGCUCCCCCUGGUGUCUCUGUUCUGUUCCUGCCUGAAUCCACAGACUACAGACAAACCCACAUACAAGGCAGAAGAUGCGGUGGACCUGGGCUGGUGCGUCAUCAAAGACGUGGAGGUAAUUGAGCUGAACAAGCGGACAUCUGGCCAGGCCUUCGAGGUCAUCCUCAAGCCCCCGUCCUUCGAUGGAGUGCCGGAGCUCAACGGCUCCAUGCCGCAGCGCCGCGACCCGUCCCUGGAGGAGAUCCAGAAGAAGCUGGAGGCUGCCGAGGACAGGCGAAAGUGCCAGGAGGCGGAGCUGCUGAAGCACCUGGCGGAGAAGAGAGAGCACGAGCGCGAGGUGAUCCAGAAGGCCUUCGAGGAGAACAACAACUUCAUCAAGAACGCCAAGGAGAAGCUGGAGCAGAAGAUGGAGGCCAACAAGGAGAACAGGGAGGCCCUGCUGGCCGCCAUGCUGGAGAGGCUGCAGGAGAAGGACAAACACGCGGAAGAAGUGAGGAAGAACAAGGAGAUGAAGGAGGAGGCCUGCCGGUAGAUGAGCGGAGGAGAAGAAGAGAAGAAGAGGAAGAGCAGGACUGGGAGUUUUACGAGUCGGUAAAAAAAAAAAAAAAAAAUCAAAACAGUGCAGGAAAUAAAAAAAAAGAACUCCAAAGCAACUCGAACAAAGAGGGAAAGCCGGGUUUUCAUAUUUGAUGUGUGCUGUAACGAUUCUGAACAAGCUGUACAAAGUUUAGCCAACUCUUGAUGUUGAAAUUCAAAAAGAAGUCGCUUUUUUUCUAAAGGAAAGUGGGUGGGGGGUGGGUGGGGUGGCAUCAAAACAAAGAUUUAAAACUCUAAAAGAGGGGCGACAGUGGCUGUUUGGUGACGAAUGAAAGCUGCAUCAAGGCAGAAAUUGAAUCAUAGCUCUCAAUUCAGUUUCUACAGUCAGAAAGCAAAAAAUUAGAACUGCCUGCUUAUUAUAGCUGUAUUUUUCUGGAUGAUGUCUUGUAUCCGAAGUUGUAACUGGAUGCCGCCAAUUUGGCAGCCAAUUGCACCGUUUCCAUCCAAUUGCACUGUAUCUAUGGAGUAGGGAGUUGCGCUCUAAAAAAACAUGACAAAUGUGUGAUGUGCUUAAAUAUAAAAACUGGACUGGAUUUAGUUUUUAGCCCUAGUCAGUCAGUCUCAACCAAUACAAGUCAAAGCCAAGAGUCCCAGGCUUCUUCAGUGAUUUACAGCGAGUGAUUCUCAAAGUGGGGUCCAGGGACCCUCAGGGGGUCUCUGGCACUCUGCCAGUGGGUGUGUGAAAUAAUUUGCUAUAAGUUAUAAAAUUGUACUGUAUCAUUAAAAAGUCUUCAUAUCUACAGAGGGGUCCAUUUGCGCCAAAAUAAAACAAGCAUAUAGUGUCCAGUACUCCCGCCCACAUUAGCUUUGGGCCAAUAGAAACUCUGAUAUGAUUGUGACGCAUCACGUCAAUCUGUCAUGAAUCAGUCACUUUUAAUCAAUUACUAUGAUUUGUUCUGUAACACUGUUAUGAUAACUUCUGUUAUGAUUUGUUCAGAGCUUUCUGCCAAUGAUUUGAAUGAGCAAUUGAUUGAUUGAUUGAUUGAUUGAUUGAUUGAUUGAUUGGUUUGUUGGUUGAUUGGUUGAUUGAUGAUAAUUAUUUUAAAGUUGAUGCACUUACUGAAAGUCAGCUUUAAACUAGUAAAUGUAAACAUCUGGAUUAAUUAGGACAUUGGCAUUAACUAGGGAUGCACCGAUACUGAUACCGGAUCAGAUAGAUUUUGUUUAGAUUUUGUUUUGCCAAUAAUAAUAAAAAACAUAAUAAUAAUAUAAUAAAUAAUAAUUCAGUAUUUGUUACAUUUUGUUUUACAAAGUUAGGAAACAAUGUUUAAGUCGAGCCUGAUGUUGCCUUACACAUAAAAAAAUUAUCCCAGUCACUUCCACACAGUGAGGCAUACAGGAUAUUAAUUAAAGGCGGAUAUUGGAUCGGUACUCGGUAUCGGGUGAUAUCCAAAGCCCAGGUAUCGGUAUCAGGACUGAAAAAGUCGGCUAGGUGCAUCCCUAGUGUUAACUUGAUUCAAAUUGAAACGUGUUUUUGUUUCACUUUGUCACUAUGAAACGGGUCUAAAGUAUUUAUGUUAAAAAGUUUUAAAAUACAAAUAGUUCUGACGGCUAAGAGUACAAAUGGUAGUUAGCAUAUGCUUGAUUACGAUAUGUCGAUUCCGAUUAAUUGUUACGAUUAUGAGGGGCACCUUGGAAAAAUGUUCUACCCUGUAAUGGUACGUGUCCACAGGCUGCGUCCUUUCCGCGCUUCCCAUUCAUUGUCUAUGUACGCAUCCAUGCAAUGCAUUCUGGGAGCGUGACGGCACAAUUCGAGAAACGGACCGUCACGUUGCCCGCUCCUCAUUUGCAUAAAGAAAUCGGGGGCGUCCGGCCUGGAAACUCCCUAGAAACUUUUAAACUAACCAUUGUCGAACUGAAAUAAAGACAGAUUCAGCGACUGCAUGGCUUUUUUCUCGCAUAAAAUGUUUUCAGGAACACAUUUCGCUGAACUAAUUACAUAAUAGAAGAGAAGAAAGUUCCCAAACGAGCCGCCAUGUUGGUUUCCGGCUUGAAAGCUGGGAGCAGCAGCCCACGGAGGGAAAGCGUUUGCGUCAGGUGCCAUAGUGUUUAUAGUGGCAGCCCCUCAGGCGUCCAACGCUGGAGGAAAACGCCCCUAUGGACAUGUACCAUACGGGGUUCCUGGCCCCAAAAAGUUUGAGAACCUCUGUAUUACAAUACCAGUCGAUACACAUGAACAGGACAUAACACACGAGCUUCUGCUGUUUUCAGAAUUCAAAAUAAAAACUGAUUUCCCUAUAGGUCCACUCAGCGCUAGCGUGCUAAUUCUUCAUCGCACCAUUUUUGGGAUUGUUGGGUCUGUCUGGGGACGCCUGAACUCAGUUAAUCUCACAAUAAUGUUUAUGAAUAUAAAAUGAAGAAGCAGACUUUUUUUUCUUUCUACAUUGCUCUAGGGGAGUAAAAGAGAGAGAAAAAAGAAGCUUAAAAAGGGAGGAAGCUCUGCUGGAUUCUGCCAUUUUCAGGCUCUUUGUGAAACUUUAACUGUAGUGUAGUUGUAGAUCAGUGACAUGCAUUAGAUUUAGAGCACUGAUUGCACUCGUAUUUCAUUAAGCACAACUCAAAAGCACAUAAUGCACACAUGAAGGACGGCGGAUAUACAGUAUACAGUAUAAAACAACAAUAACAUAAGUAGUAGAGUGACAGCAGUUCAGAAUUUGGAUGAAUUAGGUUGUGAAAGGAGGACUUUUGGGGGUUUUCUGACUAAGCGGCAGUCUCACUUUGCUUUGGCAUGUGUCACUGUGACAGUUUAUGAUUUUUCGAGGGAAUGUAAACCUAAAAGAGUAAACAGAACGAUGGAAUUUGCUCGAGUUGUUGAGUCAUACUGACUUGAUUGAAGUGUCUAAAUUGUUUGCACUGUAACCGGGGAGUCGGUCCAUGGGGUUUGUACUUGCUGUAACUGUGUGUCGCUGUAUAUCUUCGAGGCUGGAUUGAUUGUAUCUAUUUGGCAUGGUCAGUAAAAACGGCUUGACUGAACUCACA
This is a messenger RNA of Sebastes umbrosus (honeycomb rockfish), 3816 nucleotides long. RefSeq names its product stathmin-like 4 (gene stmn4). Gene Ontology annotation, biological process: microtubule depolymerization; neuron projection development; regulation of microtubule polymerization or depolymerization. Gene Ontology annotation, cellular component: cytoplasm; neuron projection. Gene Ontology annotation, molecular function: tubulin binding. The coding region runs from base 206 to 772 and encodes 188 amino acids. The transcript has 6 exons. The record is from RefSeq and is a predicted model, not a curated record. NCBI's taxonomy places the organism in Eukaryota, Metazoa, Chordata, Actinopteri, Perciformes, Sebastidae.